Lagopus leucura (white-tailed ptarmigan) is the source of this 4135-nucleotide messenger RNA. It is a transcript of the gene CSNK2A1, whose product is annotated as casein kinase 2 alpha 1. The record is from RefSeq and is a predicted model, not a curated record. Bases 1746 to 2921 code for a protein of 391 amino acids. Gene Ontology annotation, biological process: protein phosphorylation. Lineage: Eukaryota; Metazoa; Chordata; Aves; Galliformes; Phasianidae. Gene Ontology annotation, cellular component: nucleus; cytosol; protein kinase CK2 complex. Gene Ontology annotation, molecular function: ATP binding; protein serine/threonine kinase activity. The transcript has 12 exons.
GGUGCUAUUGCUUCUUCCUGCAGUGUAGUAGUUGCACGAAGGGAUAGGAUUGCAUAGCAAAUAAUUCCCCUUCGUUUGGGUUAUAGCAUUGCCCACGGAGGGCCGUUCUGUGACCGCAGCCGUGCAGGCUGCCUUGUGCUGCAUGCUGAACAAUGCUCCUUCAGACUGAUACAGCUUCCUUCCUCCAAAGUUAUUUUGAAAGCUGACAAAGACAUUCUUGUAUUUAAAUGUGUAAAAGUAUGUCAGCUUUCACUCGUGGUGAAAGAUUUGAGGGGUGCAAGGCACUGCUUUUAUUUAGGCAGGACGAUACGUCCGGUAUAAAACCAUAGCACUUAAUGCUUGGCUGAAUGGAGAGCUUUCCUCUGCCUGCUUCUGGCCUAUUGAAAAGAAAAAAAAAAACAUUGUGUGAGGUUUUUGGCAUGCGUUAUUGCCUUUACCAGUGUGCUGUUAAUAGAUAGCCUGGAUUUAUAAAUACCAGGAGCUUUGUCCAGAGUCUCAACAAUCUGGUUUUUAUACAGGAACCGUCAUUAUUGACUCGAAGUUUUUAUGCCACCGUAAUAUUUGUGCAUUCUAAUUCUAUUGGGUGAUAUUGGUAGGAUCACCUGUAGGUGCUGCUUUUCAUCCCUCACGUCAGGGUGUUUGUAGCCCAUGCAGUGUGGUUGUACUGACAGUACUGGAAGCACGCUCUGAAUUGGGGCUGGAGGUGAUGGGUCAUUGUCCUGCUGAUAGAGGUCCUGCUGGUGUUAGCUGGGUCCUUUGAGCAGGCCUGAGAAAGCAGUAUGCUCCAUAAGCAGGUUUUGCCUCUGCACCAAGGAGCUCAUUUGUGCUACGAAGCACACUUGUGAUUCCUCUGCAGGGCUUUGAGUAAACUUCCCUGUAUGGUCACUGGGUGAGAAAUCAGUAGUGACUCCUGGGUCUUAUGGCAGGCUGGGAACCAGAGCUGCUCCGCAUGGUUAGUGUAGUUCUUAGAGUGAGUUACUGUUGUAAAUAUUCAGAAAUCAGAGCAUGUGCUGGAUGAACAGCAGCUUCCUGCUCAGUUACUGCAGCUAGUUGUAACAGUGGUGAAACUCAACAGGCCUGAAAUUCUGCUUUAAAUGAAGAUUGCGUUUCUAGAAAUCGAAACUUGGGGCUGUGCUUAACUUAGGUUGCACAGGUGACCUUGUAAAUCUGUCUGCUGUUGGCAGCACGGCUUCUCAGUGUCCUGCAAGAGGGGCAGGACAUGCAGCACACAGGGAGUGAAGGGUUCUGCUUCUGCACUGGCACAAACUUGCUUGGGGUGGAGAAAAGUUGCAGUCGAUGGCCGUUGCCUUUGCUGCAGAGCUGAAGGGAGGAGCCCGUCUGCUGAUACAGAGCAUGCUGCGUUUCUUCCCUUGUGGAAAGUUAUCUUUCCAGCCAUAAGUUAGAUACUUGGUACUGAAAGUUGCAAGGUGCAUUCAGGGUGUUAGUUCUGCUGUUGGGUCCAGACGGUCCUGUCUUGUGUGAGGAAAAGCAGACAAAUGGUUUUCAGGUCCUGACAAAUGAUCCCAGGUCCGUGGCUGGACUCCAACUUCUUCUCAACAGCUUUUAAUUAUUAACCUCAAUAUUUUUAUACUAUCUUGAGAUUUUAACCUUUGGUUUAUUUUUCUCUCUCUUUAGUUGGAAGAACCAGAGGCCUGUCUGAGGCCUUUCUCCUCUGUCCUACUGUGGAGAUUGGGUAGCCUCUGGUUUCAGCCAUCUCAUCGCUUCCACCUGCCAACCUGUCUGAUAUGUCGGGACCCGUGCCGAGCAGGGCCAGGGUUUACACGGAUGUGAACACACACAGACCCCGGGAGUACUGGGACUACGAGUCACAUGUGGUUGAGUGGGGAAAUCAAGAUGACUACCAGCUAGUUCGAAAAUUAGGCCGAGGCAAAUACAGUGAAGUAUUUGAAGCCAUCAACAUUACAAAUAAUGAAAAAGUAGUUGUUAAAAUUCUCAAGCCUGUUAAAAAGAAGAAAAUCAAGCGUGAAAUCAAGAUCUUAGAAAACUUGCGAGGCGGUCCCAAUAUAAUCACUCUUGCAGAUAUAGUAAAAGACCCUGUGUCUCGGACCCCUGCUUUGGUUUUUGAACAUGUAAACAACACAGACUUUAAGCAAUUAUAUCAGACAUUAACAGAUUAUGAUAUUCGAUUCUACAUGUAUGAGAUUUUGAAGGCUCUAGAUUACUGCCAUAGCAUGGGAAUCAUGCACAGAGAUGUCAAACCUCACAACGUCAUGAUUGAUCAUGAGCACAGAAAGCUUAGACUAAUAGAUUGGGGUUUGGCUGAGUUCUAUCACCCUGGCCAGGAGUACAAUGUCAGAGUGGCUUCCAGAUAUUUCAAAGGACCUGAACUCCUUGUAGAUUAUCAGAUGUAUGAUUACAGUCUGGAUAUGUGGAGCUUGGGUUGCAUGUUGGCUAGUAUGAUAUUCCGAAAGGAGCCAUUUUUCCAUGGCCAUGACAACUAUGAUCAGCUGGUGAGGAUAGCCAAGGUGCUGGGAACAGAAGAUCUGUAUGACUACAUUGACAAAUACAACAUUGAACUGGAUCCACGUUUCAAUGACAUCUUGGGCAGACACUCCCGUAAACGAUGGGAGCGCUUUGUUCACAGCGAGAACCAACAUCUGGUGAGUCCUGAAGCUCUGGAUUUCUUAGACAAGCUGUUGCGAUAUGACCAUCAGUCACGACUCACAGCAAGAGAAGCCAUGGAACACCCCUACUUCUAUCCCAUUGUGAAAGACCAGGCUCGGAUGGGCUCGUCCAACAUGCCGGGUGGCAGCACUCCUGUCAGCAGUGCGAGUAUGAUGUCAGGGAUUUCUUCAGUGCCAACACCUUCACCCCUUGGACCUCUAGCAGGCUCACCUGUCAUUUCUGCCACCACCACCCUGGGGAUGCCCGUUCCAGCUGCUGCAGGCGCUCAGCAGUAGUGAUGGGUUCUGUCUCCUGCUGCCUGAGCUGAGUCAGGUGGGGAAGAGGUUUCCCCCUCCGCCUCUCCUCAGGACGCAGCUCGUGCCUGGCAGGGGAAGGGAGGGGAUGAACGCUUUGGAGGCACCGUGUCUGAACUGUUGCUUGUGGAUUUAUAGUAGUUCAGUCAUUAUAUACAAAAUUAUUAUAGGCUGAUUUUUCUUUUUUUACUUGAACUUUUCGUAACUCAGGGGAUUCCCUGAAAAUACCUACAGAUGGAAAAUUUCUUGGACAGUUUCCCUUCCCCCUUCCUCCCCCCCCCAAAAAAAAGUACUCUUCAUUUAAGAGCAAAGAUGAAUCAACAGCAUUUCCAAACUAUUGCAUCCUGCUGGAAAUCUCUUCUCUUCAUGUUCCCACCAUUACUCCUCCACGAGCACACACCUUGGGAGAUCGUGCUGUUCUCCAGAGACUACCAAACCAAGUCUUCAUGAGGCAGGGGAGGGGGAUUCUCUAAGUACCACUCACUCACUUUAACCCCAUAGCCUGCAUAUGAUUCAGUACACUGAGGAGACAAUUCCAGUAUGGAGAGGCGGUAUAAGCUUAAAAGAAGUGCAGAUAAUGUCUAAAACCCUAUUUUGAUCAAAUCAUGUCUCCUUAGGAGCCGACCAGAAUGCCAACUCACCCCCUUGCAUGUAAUUUUAGUCUUCAAACAUAAAGUGACCGAUCCAACUGAAGUCCUCUCCGCCUCCUGGUAAAGGUGCUGCUUUCGAGCCGUCCUCUGCUCAGCACCUUUCUCAUGGAAGGGGAGGCUUCCUGCCAUUGCUUGGCUUGGAUCUCUGGAAUUAGUUUGUUAUUGGGUAUAUUGUUUUUAAAUUGUUGAUAUAGGUUUCAAGCUGGUGGCAACUUAAAGCUGGAAAAAUCAGACUGCGCCAAGUCAGAUACCACAUCUUCACCCACCAUCCCCUCCCUCACGUGCCAUGUGGUGAGAAUACCAGUUACCUCACAGUCUUGUAAAUAUGCACUGAGAGGAAGGAGCGAGCAGACUUAACUUAAACUGAAAUGGUAGAUCAGUAAUUGUGGACAAAUAUUAUCAUUGACAACAAAGGAAAAGAAAAAAAAGCACCCCUGUUACAGCCCUGCUACCCCUUGCUGUGUAUAUAUACUUUGUCCUUCAUAUGUGAAAGAUCCAGUGUUGGAAUUCUUUGGUGUAAAUAAACAUUUGGUUUUAUUUAUCGAG